GAAAAACACAAAGUAGAAAUAGAAAAAUAGUAGCAAAUUCACAUAUUUAGAUAUCAGAAUCAGCAAAAAUACACAGAUAAUAGAGGGAAAGGAGAGAGAGAAGGAGAGUGGCUGUUUCAACGGCCACCUCCAUCUCCACCUCAACACAUCUGGUUGGCCACUCCUCCAUCGUUGUUCUAUUUUCUGCUCUCUUUCUUUUCCCUCAAUUUUCUCGGGAAAACCAAAAAGAAAAGAAAAAAGCGAAAAAGAAAAAAAAAAGCAGGAGGAAGAACAAGAACAAUCUGUUCCUAUUCCUCCAAUUCAGACAACCCCAUUAUUCGAAACCAAUCAAAAUUCAAUUGGGCUUCAAUGUCGCGUUAGAAUCUUCGAUUUUUGUUUCUGGGUUUUUUUGUUUUUUCAGAGUUGAACUGUGAAAUCGUUCAACAAGAGAAGGGGAGAAGGAAGAUGCAGCACAACAUCUUCGCCACAAUGCGUAGCUUGAAGAUCAUGGACGGUUGCAAAGGCACUCAGGUCUACGCCAUCAACCCCUCCGCCACCGGUGGCUGCGGCGGCGGCAUCGGGGAGAAGCUGCUUCAGCAAAUCCACGACCACAUCAAGAGCCAAACCCUCCGGACCAAAUCGGUUCGAAACUUCCAAGCUCCGAAUAACACGACAGCAUCCGAGGUUGCUGUCGCCGCCGAGGGUUCUCUCCUUCCUUAUGGGCUCCCCAUGACGGAGCUUCUCGAGCCGAGGAUCGAGCCUACCUUGAGGCCCAUCGAUCUCGUUGAGUCCCUUGCCCAGGUGCACCGUAGGGUCGAGGAUUGCCCCCAGUUCGACCGGUCCGAGGUUUUUCUGGAGCAGUGCGCUGUGUUCCGCGGUAUUGCCGACCCGAAGAUGUUCCGGCGGAGUCUCCGGUCUGCCCGGCAGCAUGCUGUGGAUGUGCACACGAAGGUCGUGCUCGCGUCGUGGCUGCGGUAUGAGAGGAGGGAGGACGAGCUCAUUGGCUCCUCAGCGAUGGAUUGCAGCGGAAGGAAUAUUGAAUGCCCCAGGGCUAGCUUGAUUCCCGGGUAUGCUCCGGAAUCUGUUUAUGAUCCGUGUUCUUGCGCGUGUUCUCGUGAUAAUUUUGAUAAUGAGGAAGACGUGGGGAUGGUGGAUGAUGAACAAAGUUGUUCUACCUCAGAUGAGGAUGAUGGUGGUGAUAUGUCAUUUUGCAUUGGUGAGGAUGAGGUUAGGUGUAGUAGAUUCAAUAUUGCCUCGCUUUCGAGGCCCUUUAACACAAUGUUGUAUGGUGGAUUCAUGGAAUCUAGGAGGGAGAAGAUAAAUUUCACGCGGCAUGGGUUUUCAGUUGAUGCAAUGAGGGCUGCUGAGUCUUUUAGUAGAACUAAGAGGCUGAGCCAGCUUCAGCCAAAUGUUGUUUUGGAGUUGCUCUCUUUGGCGAACCGGUUUUGUUGUGAGGAGAUGAAGCGUGCUUGUGAUGCACAUUUGGCGUCUCUGGUUUGUGACACAGAGGAUGCCUUAUUACUAAUUGAGUACGGGCUAGAGGAGACCGCGUACCUGCUGGUCGCGGCUUGCUUGCAGGUGUUCCUGAGGGAGCUCCCUGGUUCAAUGCAGAGUUCCAGUGUAUUGAAAAUGUUUUGUAGUCCAGAGGGUAGGGAUAGGCUGGCUAUGGCGGGGCAUGCGUCGUUUGUGUUGUAUUACUUUUUGAGUCAGAUUGCCAUGGAGGAAGAGAUGAGGUCUAACACCACCGUGAUGCUGUUGGAGAGAUUAGUGGAAUGUGCGGCAGAUGGUUGGGAGAAGCAACUUGCUUUUCACCUAUUAGGUGUUGUAAUGCUUGAGAGAAAAGAGUGUAAAGAUGCACAGCAUUGGUUUCAGGCAGCAGUGGAGGCAGGGCAUGUUUAUUCUUUAGUGGGAGUUGCAAGGGCCAAGUAUAAACGUGGUCACACAUAUUCAGCAUAUAAGCUGAUUAACUCCCUUAUUUCGGAUUAUAAACCAGUUGGGUGGAUGUAUCAGGAAAGAUCUCUGUAUUGUGUAGGGAAGGAGAAGAUAAUGGACUUGAUCUCUGCCACUGAAUUAGAUCCAACUCUUUCUUUUCCUUACAAAUACCGGUCUGUAUCUUUGUUGGAGGAGAAUAAGAUUGGACUUGCCAUUACAGAAAUCAAUAAAAUAAUUGGUUUCAAGGUUUCUCCAGACUGCCUUGAAUUGAGAGCUUGGUUCUUGAUUGCCAUGGAGGAUUAUGAAGGAGCCCUCAGAGAUGUACGGGCAAUUUUGACAUUGGAUCCAAAUUAUUUGAUGUUCUAUGGGAAUAUGCAUUGUGAGCACUUGGUAGACCUACUCAGUCCUAUUGUUCAGCAGUGGAGUCAGGCUGAUUGCUGGAUGCAAUUGUAUGACCGGUGGUCGUCUGUUGAUGAUAUUGGUUCUUUGGCUGUUGUACACCAGAUGUUAGCAAAUGACCCGGGAAAAAGUCUUUUACGCUUUCGGCAAUCUCUCCUUUUGUUACGGUUAAAUUGCCAAAAGGCAGCCAUGCACAGUUUGCGGCAGGCUAGAAAUCAUUCUUCUUCUGACCAUGAGAGGCUUGUCUAUGAAGGAUGGAUAUUGUAUGACACUGGUCAUCGUGAAGAAGCAUUAGCAAAGGCUGAGGAGUCCAUUUCUAUUCAAAGAUCAUUUGAAGCUUACUUUCUUAAAGCAUAUGCAUUAGCCGACUCGAAUCUUGAUUCAGAGUCUUCAAAGUAUGUUAUCCAUCUCUUGGAGGAAGCUCUUAGAUGCCCUUCAGAUGGUCUUCGGAAAGGACAAGCACUAAAUAAUCUUGGCAGCGUCUACGUAGAUUGUGAUAAGCUGGACCUUGCAGCUGACUGCUACAUGAAUGCACUCAACAUCAAGCAUACACGAGCACAUCAGGGAUUGGCACGUGUAUAUCAUCUUAAAAAUCAACGCAAAGCUGCAUAUGAUGAGAUGACAAAACUAAUUGAAAAGGCCUGGAAUAAUGCAUCGGCUUUUGAGAAACGGUCAGAAUAUUGUGACCGCGAUAUGGCAAAGAGUGAUCUUAGUAUGGCAACACAGUUGGAUCCUCUAAGGACAUAUCCUUACAGAUAUAGGGCAGCCGUUUUAAUGGAUGAUCAUAAGGAAGCAGAAGCAAUUGCAGAGCUUUCAAGAGCCAUUGAUUUUAAACCAGAUCUGCAACUGUUACAUCUCCGAGCAGCAUUUUAUGAUUCAAUGAGUGUUUAUGUUUCUACCGUACGAGACUGUGAAGCAGCCCUUUGUCUUGAUCCUAACCAUACUGAGACACUUGAGCUUCGUGAUAAAGCAUGGGAGCAAUUAAAGAACAGAAGUGGGAGAAUAAGAGAUUAAAAGGAAUUCAUGUGUUCCCUGUCGGGACAAGCCUAUUUUUUCCAACCUGUACCUUUUUUACUCGUGAAGGUUCAGCAAUAUCAGCGCCGUUCAGCUGGCGUUCAGGAAACAGAACAACAGAAAGGAAAGAAAAGUUUGAAAGGUCAUUUGAUUUGAACAGAAGGCAAAUAGAGGAGCAGGUUAGCUUGUAAAUAUAUGUAACGACUUCCGUUUUUGUCAGAGGAUGGCCAAGCAGUGCAGACGGCUGCGGCUGCUAUGCUCCACUAUUGUGCCACACCAGCGAGAAUGGCAAUGUUAGACAAAACAUGUACAUGAAAAAUCCAUUUAUGUAAGUCCAAGAUUUAGAUAUUUAUCAUUGUAUUUUUGGCUGAGCAAUUGCCAGUUCACAACAUUGUGUUAUAACUUAUAACAUUUUUCACUUUUCUCUGUUGUAACAAUUUUCCCUGGCGACCCUUGUAAUUUAUGUUCUUGAUGAGUUCUGUUUGGAUAAGCUUUAUCAAAUUUAUCAAGUUCUGUUUGGAUAA
Lotus japonicus is the source of this 3848-nucleotide messenger RNA. Its product is annotated as ethylene-overproduction protein 1. Bases 445 to 3324 code for a protein of 959 amino acids. The transcript has 4 exons. The record is from RefSeq and is a predicted model, not a curated record. NCBI's taxonomy places the organism in Eukaryota, Viridiplantae, Streptophyta, Magnoliopsida, Fabales, Fabaceae. Gene Ontology annotation, molecular function: protein binding. Gene Ontology annotation, biological process: negative regulation of ethylene-activated signaling pathway.